CCGAGUCCUGGCCAUCACUAAAAAAUGGCGCUUUGCUGCAAGUGCAUUUUUUCUUAAUUUUCUGUAAACUCGAAGAUAAAUUGGAUUGAUUGGCUGCCUAUUGAAUAAGAUAAGAAAUAAGGUCGAUCAUGGCACAGGUGACGGAAGCGGACACCCAAGUGGAUAAGCCGGAAUCCUUACAACCGGUGGAGAACGCCGAGAAACGGGAAACAAACACUGAGGCUAAGAAUGGUGAGACCUCUUUGGAAGAUGAACUCGCUGCGCUGAAUGGAAAAGAUGCGCUGGACGAUGAUGGCCCGGGUAUCGAUGAGCUGACUUCCCUGGAGCAGGAGAUAGCAAAGAUGCACAACAUUCGCCCAGUGCCUACUUCUUCAAAAAAGGGUGAGGCUGGCUCUGUUAGUGGAGCUGCUGAAAAUGGCGGUACCGGCGACGCAGAUGAAAUUUCACACCAGGCGAGCAAAUCCCCGCUUGAUGACAAAGGUCAGGAUACCUCGGGUAGCGGGCAAACCAGUGAAUCUCCUCUGGAGGAGGUGGACCUGAUCGCUCUGCUUAAAGGAACGGACACUAGUCAUGAGCACGAGAAGGACGGGGAUAAUGAGAAGAAGCCAAGCGGCGUGGAAAAAACCCUUUCGGAACUGGAUAACGUGGACGUUGGCGUUACCAUUGAGGGAGAGGGGCAGUACGAGAUAAUGGAAAUAGAUGACGAUGACUCGAUCGCCGCCUCUUCAAAUAGCCCAAAGCCAUCUGCAACGAAAUCUCAUUCAUCGGUCCGCUCUGUAGCUCCUUCUUCAUCCAAACCCAAGCUCUCGGCGGAACAAGCCAGGGCUGUGGCUUUGGAACAAAUUGCUGGUCUCAAUUCCCAGAAAAGUCGACCCCGAAAGGAGCAGCCUCAGCCUCCGCCGGUAAUGAAGGCCAAGGAUAUAGUUAGUUCUCUAAAUGACGAUUGGGAUGACUAUGACUCUGACGACGAUGUCGCCACGCCGUCGAUUUCAGUGGCCAAGGCAAGUGUGCCAGCCCCACUGGUAUCCAAAAAAUCGCCAUCGCCUGUAAAGAAGCUGUUAUCCGAUACCACAAAGUCAUCAAAUCCUGGGUAUGUGGCGAACAACAAACCACUUAUCAGCAGCGUAAAAGUAAUGCUGAAGACCGUGACACAAAAGCAAUUGGAUCAGAGCCUGAAACCCGUUGUUGUGGAGAAACCCACAGUGUCCGCCGCGCCCAAGACCGUAGUAGAACCUACCACAGGUUUCAAGCGAAUGCGGGUGAUUAAGCGCAAAAUAAUCUGGGACCCGGAUGUACCGGAAACAGGGAAGUCCUUUGCGCAAUAUGCCAGCUCCAAAUCAAUAAGAACUUCAGUUUCUCCAAAACGAGCACCCACACCUACUCCUGCCCCAGCCCCAGCCCCCGCCCCAAAAACGCUCAAAGUAAGAGUAAAAGCUACUUCCCCUACAUUGCCAAUCAAAAAGGAGACUGCUGCAAAGAAAUCGCGGGCAUCAACGCCCAAGGAUCUGUCGACAACCACCAAAGCGGCUGCACAACCGAAAGCUUCUGAGGCCGCGCGUCCCUCGUCACCAGCAAAGCGACGUUCCCAAACGCCCAACACCGGUCUGGCAAACGGUGGCGCCCAGAAAAAGAAGAAGGUUAGCGAAAUUGAUCGACUUAUGGGAGACGAGGGGGCGGCCAACAUGAUCCAUGCGGUGGAGCACGAACAGCGAGAGAUGAGCGGUGGCGAAGUGCCCAACAAGCCAUUGAUGCGGAAGCGGGCAAUGACGAUAACCGGGCGGAACCAAAAUGCUGCUCUCACACCGGAACCGAACGUUGCGUCCAAAAAGGAGACAAACAAUUCAACAAAGUCCUCCGGCAAACGGGGGUCCGAUGCCGUUUUCUCCAAAACCCCAUCUACAACGAGCACUUCUGGAUCCAAGUCGAGCGCUUCGGAUUCCUGGGAUUAUGUAUACAAGCAACGUGCCAGCGAGGAGUCGAUGAUCAUGCGCCGGCGUUCUAAUAGCUCGUACUCGAGCAACGCCUCCGUUAGCAGACUUUCGCUCGACAAUAAGCCAGGUGGAAGCCAGGCUCUUUCGGAUGAUGCGGCUGAGAGAUCUGACCCAUCUUUUAAGUUCCUCAAGCCGACAAACAAGAACCAAAGAGGGGUAGAAUCUUCAUCCCACACCCUGGCCAACGACCUAAAAUCCAACAAUGGUCAGUUGGUAACUCUGCAGAAAAGAGACAAGGUCGGUCACCUUACGAUCCAUACGCAGCGCGGAAAAUCCGGAUAUACGUACAGCAGCCAGCUGUUGGAGAAGCUUAGCGAAACGUUGAACAUAGUGGCGCGUAGCAACGAAUACAACACGGUGCUGCUUACCGUCCAGGGACAGCAAUUUUGCCAAGGCAUCGAUUGCAAUGAGCUGGUGCAGGGUUCGCUAGAUAAGCGCAGGAACAGUGCCAGCCAGCUGGCGCAGGCCCUCAAAACAUAUCUCCGCACUCUAGCUACAUUUCCCAAGCCCGUGGUGGCGGGUAUUGUGGGCAACCUCAAGAACCUGGGCGUGAUGCAGUUGCCUCUAGUUGACUACGUGGUGGCCGCCGAUGAUUGUUGUUUUGAGACCCACUAUGCCAAACUGGGGCAACUGCCUGAAGGAUAUGCCCUUUGGCAUGCCAACGAGAAAGUAGCAAGUGAUUUGCACUCGCGUUUGUUUCUGUUGGGUGAGAAACUGACGACAUCGGAUAUUCUGGGAGCCAAGAGCUUCAUCGACAGGACCUGCAAAGCCCGAAGUGUCAACGACGAAGCAAUGGGAGUAGCGCAACAUAUAUCCAAAACCUCGGCAGAUACAUACCGCACCCUGAAGAAGCUAAACCACUCAGCCAGCAACGCAGCGAAAUUUCCGCGUUUGGACGAGGAACUCAAAAUUAUAGCCGAGCAAUGGUCGUCUGCUAAUUGUGUGGCGAAUUUGAAGCGUUACCUUAGCGACACCGACUUUUAGAGUAUAGUCUAAGAAAAUUGCAAUUAUAUACCAUAGUUUGUACAUGGUAGAUAAAUUCGUUUAAAAAAAUGUUACCAUUUACUGCUUUGAUAAUUAUUUAAAACUUUUAGGAGUUUUAUUCUGAAAUUGAUCCAUUUUAAGUUUAUU
Drosophila bipectinata is the source of this 3122-nucleotide messenger RNA. RefSeq names its product HP1 and insulator partner protein 1 (gene HIPP1). NCBI's taxonomy places the organism in Eukaryota, Metazoa, Arthropoda, Insecta, Diptera, Drosophilidae. The record is from RefSeq and is a predicted model, not a curated record.